This is a messenger RNA of Panonychus citri (citrus red mite), 606 nucleotides long. RefSeq names its product cyclin-dependent kinases regulatory subunit 1-like. NCBI's taxonomy places the organism in Eukaryota, Metazoa, Arthropoda, Arachnida, Trombidiformes, Tetranychidae. Gene Ontology annotation, molecular function: cyclin-dependent protein serine/threonine kinase activator activity; histone binding; ubiquitin binding. The record is from RefSeq and is a predicted model, not a curated record. The transcript is spliced from 2 exons. Gene Ontology annotation, biological process: regulation of mitotic cell cycle. The coding region runs from base 122 to 400 and encodes 92 amino acids. Gene Ontology annotation, cellular component: cyclin-dependent protein kinase holoenzyme complex; SCF ubiquitin ligase complex.
ACAUUAAAACCGUUCAAUUUGAAAAUAUUUGUUGUUUGGUGAAAGCAAAUUGUUUUCUUGAUUAAUUUUGAAUUUAAUUCAUAUUUUGUUGAAUUAAUUUUCGUUUAAUUUGUGUAUCAAAAUGCCACAAAAAAACAUAUAUUACAGUGAUAAAUAUUAUGAUGAUAAGUAUGAAUACAGACAUGUAACUUUACCCGCUGAUGUAGCAAAGCUUGUUCCUAAAACUCAUUUGAUGUCGGAAGAUGAAUGGAGAGGAAUUGGGAUUCAGCAAAGUCAAGGAUGGGUCCAUUACAUGGUACAUGAGCCUGAGCCUAACAUUAUCCUAUUUAGAAGGCCAAUUAAAGGUCAGCCUCCAAGUCAAUUUGAUCAAUUGAAAGCAGAAAUGACUGCUGAGCAAUGAUUUUUUUUCAAAAAAAGUCAACCGUCAAAAUAUAUUUUAAUUACCUCUUGUCAUUCCGUCGUUUUCUAUUCACUUUUCAAAUGAAAAGUAAAUGUAAAUUUGAAAAAAAAACAUUCGCUGUAUAAAAUGGAAACUGUUGAACACAAACCUUAAGGCUAAAUCUCCACUAACUGGUCUCUAACAUCAUUAAAAUAUUCCCGCCUUAA